Messenger RNA from Hyaena hyaena (striped hyena), 1177 nucleotides. It is a transcript of the gene HACD1, whose product is annotated as 3-hydroxyacyl-CoA dehydratase 1. The transcript has 7 exons. Gene Ontology annotation, cellular component: endoplasmic reticulum membrane. The record is from RefSeq and is a predicted model, not a curated record. Gene Ontology annotation, molecular function: 3-hydroxyacyl-CoA dehydratase activity. Gene Ontology annotation, biological process: sphingolipid biosynthetic process; fatty acid elongation; very long-chain fatty acid biosynthetic process. NCBI's taxonomy places the organism in Eukaryota, Metazoa, Chordata, Mammalia, Carnivora, Hyaenidae. Bases 25 to 891 code for a protein of 288 amino acids.
CGCCGAGCCCCCUGCGCGCGGCACAUGGGGCGCCUGACCGAGGCGGCGGCAGCGGGCGGCGGCGCUUCAGCGGCGCGCUCGGCCGGGCCCCCUCCCACUCCGCUGCCGCUGUCUUCCAUCUCCCCCGGGUGCACAGCCACCAUGGCGUCCAGCGAGGAGGACGGCACCAACGGCGGCGCCUCGGAGGCCGGCGAGGAGAGGGAGGCCCCCGGCAAGAGGAGGCGCCUCGGCUUGCUGGCCACCGUCUGGCUCACCUUCUACAACAUCGCCAUGACCGCGGGGUGGUUGGUUCUAGCUAUUGCCAUGGUACGUUUUUAUAUGGAAAAAGGAACACACAAAGGUUUAUAUAAAAGUAUUCAGAAGACACUUAAAUUUUUCCAAACAUUUGCCUUGCUUGAGAUAGUCCACUGUUUAAUUGGAAUUGUACCUACUUCUGUGAUUGUGACUGGGGUCCAAGUGAGUUCAAGAAUCUUUAUGGUGUGGCUUAUUACUCACAGUAUAAAACCAAUCCAGAAUGAGGAGAGCGUGGUGCUUUUUCUGGUCGCGUGGACUGUGACAGAGAUCACUCGCUAUUCCUUCUACACAUUCAGUCUUCUCGACCACUUGCCAUACUUCAUUAAAUGGGCCAGAUACAAUUUUUUUAUCAUCUUAUACCCUGUCGGAGUUGCUGGUGAACUUCUUACAAUAUAUGCUGCCUUACCGUACGUGAAGAAGACAGGAAUGUUUUCAAUAAGACUUCCUAAUAAAUACAAUGUCUCUUUUGACUAUUAUUAUUUUCUUCUUAUAACCAUGGCCUCCUAUAUACCAUUGUUUCCACAACUCUAUUUUCACAUGUUACGCCAAAGAAGAAAGGUGCUUCAUGGAGAGGUGAUUGUAGAAAAGGAUGAUUAAGUGAUCCCUGCAAACAAGGUGCUUUUUCCAGAACAACCCGGAUUACUUGAGUCCAAGUUUUAAUAACAAGAAUAAACAACUUUAUGCAAUAUUACAGUUUGUAUGAUUUCCUAGAGUAUAACUUGAGAUGUGGUAUUUGCUAAUAUUUGUCUUCACAUUGUGCCCAGGUCAGUUUUCUACAAAAACCGUGCAUGUGUUUAUUAUCAAUCUCAGGUCAAUGAUGAUCAUGAAAAUAAUUGAGUGUAUUACCUGGGAAAAAAAAUACUUUUUUUUUUUUUUUUAGUUU